AUGCUAUCACGACAAGCCCUGCGCGCCAUGCGCCCAACAACCGUUGGUGGACUCCGGCCCUUUUCCGCCACUCCCACGGUCCUUUCCAACUCCAAGAAAACCCCCUCCCUAGCCGACAUCAAACCCAACACGGUCGACUCCUUCAAUGCCAAACAGAAACUAUUCCGGGAGCAGCUAGCAGAGCAGAAGCGACAGCAGGAAGCGAAAGCAGCCCAGCUCGCGCGCGCCGAAGCCGCCGCCCACGAACCGCCCCGCAAAGUCGGCCCCCUGACGAAUCUCAUCUACGGCACAAAAGAAGGAAGAGAGCUGGAUGCCCAGCUGGAAGCCAGUUUCUCCCAGGUGCUGGCGCGCGGUAAGUAUGUGCACAGCAUCACGUUUGACCAGGUCAAGCCUGAGUGCGUGGAUGAGUAUGUGGCGCUGGUGGGCGAGUGGUACCCCAAGUGGGCGGGGGAUCCGGAGAAUAAGGUGCAUCUUGUGGGCAGUUGGAGGGGGGAGGUGGGGGAUGUUGAUACUUUUGUCCACAUCUGGGAAUACCAACGCUACACUGGCCUACACUCCUCCCUGAGUUCCCUCUCCUCGCACCCCUCCUACCCUCAAUUCUCCAAGAAACUCGCCCCCCUGCUUCACAAGCGGCACACCUCCCUAAUGCAAGAAUUCUCCUUCUGGCCCACCACCCCGCCCCGCCAGCUGGGCGGAAUCUUCGAACUGCGCUCCUACACUUUACACCCGGGCAACUUGUUGGAGUGGGAAACCCACUGGCGCCGCGGCCUCAAGGCUCGCCGCGAGGUGAUGGAGGGAGUGGGCGCUUGGUUCGUGCAGAUCGGGGAGCUCAAUACCGUGCACCAUUUGUGGCAGUUUGCAGACCUCGAGGAACGCAGGAGGCAGAGAGAGGAGAGUUGGGCUAUCAAGGGGUGGGCGGAGACGGUGCAUAAGACUGUUCCGCUUAUUCAGACUAUGAAGAGCAGGAUUUUGGUGCCGAUGAGUUGGAGUCCUGUUGCCUAA
Molecule: messenger RNA, 1002 nt
Organism: Sordaria macrospora k-hell
Lineage: Eukaryota; Fungi; Ascomycota; Sordariomycetes; Sordariales; Sordariaceae
Cellular component (GO): mitochondrion
Source: RefSeq, a predicted model, not a curated record